AUGGCCUAUACUGACACUGUAAGGAGGAGGCCUUAUUCCUGGGUGGUCAUGAAAGUUCUGAAUCUUCAAAAGACUUCCUCUCAUACUACCCCAGCAGGAAGGAGGCAUGACGCCUCAUUACCACCAUGGGAGGUGGAAGUCCAAGCUCCCCAUAUGGUCUCCACUAACACCAUGGAAGAAGGGCCUUGUUCAUCACCUGGUGGAAGAUGCUUUUCCUUCCGUCCAGAACCAGAUCCUUAUUGUCAAGCUAAAUACACAUUCUGUCCAACUGGCUCACCUAUCCCAGUUAUGAAAGGUGAUGAUGUCAUUGAAGUCUUUCGGUUACAAGCCCCAGUAUGGGAAUUUAAAUAUGGGAACCUCCUGGGACACUUGAAAAUUAUGCAUGAUGCCAUUGGAUUCAAGAGUACUUUAACUGGCAAGAUCUACACAAUGGAAUGGUAUGAACUUUUCCAUCUUGGAAACUGUACAUUUCCCCAUCUCCGACCUGAAAUGAACGCCCCUUUCUGGUGUAAUCAAGGAGCUGCCUGCUUUUUUGAAGGAACUGAUGAUAUUCACUGGAGGGAAAACGGGACGUUAGUUCUAGUAGCAACCAUAUCAGGAAACACAUGUAACGAAAUGGCCAAGUGGGUAAAGUGGGACAAUGAAACAGGGAUUUAUUACGAGACAUGGACUGUCCAAGCUAGCCCAGCAAGAGGGGCGGAGACAUGGUUUGAAUCCUACGACUGUUCUAAAUUCGUGUUAAGGACAUAUAAGAAGUUGGCUGAACUUGGAGCAGAAUUCAAAAAGAUAGAAACCAACUAUACGAGAAUAUUUCUUUACAGUGGAGAACCUACCUAUUUGGGAAAUGAAACAUCUGUUUUUGGGCCAACAGGAAAUAAGACUCUUGCUUGAGCCAUAAAAAAAUUUUAUUACCCCUUCAAACCACAUUGGUCAACUAAGGAAUUUCUCUUCAGUAUCUUGCAAAUUUUUGAUGCAGUGAUUAUACACAGAGAGUUCUAUUUGUUUUAUAAUUUUGAAUAUUGGUUUUUACCUAUGAAAUUCCCUUUUAUUAAAGUAACUUAUGAAGAAAUCCCUUUACCUAACAGAAACAAAACACUCUCUGGUUUGUAA
Molecule: messenger RNA, 1110 nt
Organism: Zalophus californianus (California sea lion)
Lineage: Eukaryota; Metazoa; Chordata; Mammalia; Carnivora; Otariidae
Product: ceroid-lipofuscinosis neuronal protein 5-like
Exons: 2
Biological process (GO): lysosome organization
Cellular component (GO): lysosomal membrane; lysosome
Molecular function (GO): hydrolase activity, acting on glycosyl bonds
Source: RefSeq, a predicted model, not a curated record